UAUCUACAAAUAGAACCUAAGCCUUUCUCAUUCCAAAAACAAACACUUCAUUUAUUACUAAGUUUUCUUGAUCAACCGUAAAAUGGAGAGAAUAAGAGAUCUGUCGUCGAAGACAGCAGCAGUAAUAUUCACUAAGAGCUCUUGCUGUAUGUGCCAUAGCAUCAAGACGUUAUUCUACGAACUAGGAGCUAGUCCAGCGAUUCACGAGCUCGAUAAGGACUCCGAAGGCCGUGAAAUGGAGCGGGCCCUGCGUGCGCUCGGCUCAUCAAACCCAGCAGUUCCAGCUGUUUUUGUCGGAGGAAGGUAUAUCGGAUCAGCCAAAGACAUCAUCUCGUUCCACGUCGACGGGUCGCUCAAACAAAUGCUUAAAGACGCAAAGGCCAUAUGGCUAUAGCGUUCUAACAGUUACAUAUAAUCGGGAGGAAGCAUAGAUGUAUUAAAAUGCUGGGCUUCCUUCGCAUGGAGGUGAUUUAUAAUAAGUUAUAUACAUUUAUAGAUGUAUAUAUGCAUCUUGACUUGCAUUGUACGGAGGAAAAGACAAGUGUACGUUUAAGCAACUGUUGUAACACUGGUGUUAAAGUUCCACGAAGUAAAGAUAAACAAAAAUGUAAAAUCAUAUGAUUAAAUGCGUCAUUUUGUUGAAAUGC
This is a messenger RNA of Brassica oleracea var. oleracea, 647 nucleotides long. RefSeq names its product glutaredoxin-C11. The record is from RefSeq and is a predicted model, not a curated record. Bases 83 to 394 code for a protein of 103 amino acids. The transcript is spliced from 2 exons. Lineage: Eukaryota; Viridiplantae; Streptophyta; Magnoliopsida; Brassicales; Brassicaceae.